UAGUCAGACCGACGCACGGUGUCCGAUGUUCGUGGGCUUCAUUUCCCAGUCACACAAGGAGCACGGAUCUGACUUCGCCAUUUCUCCCGUCUUCCCCUGCUAACAUGUCCACUUUGGAGCUCCUUUCUGGCUUUUGUUUCUCCCCCUAACUCCUUUCCCCAUCUCCCGGUCGCUCUUGGUUUGAAUUUAAAAAAAGAGAAAGAGAAAGAAAGAGAGAGAGUAAUGCAUGAUCGGACCCGAGAGUUCUCCUCACAGUGAUUGCAACGAUUGUCGCCAAGUGCUGGCCGCUUUUGUUCGUUGAGCGAGGAAACGUCGCAAAGCUCUGCAGCGGCUGCAAGCAGGAUUUGGCGGAUUCCCGGCACAGCAGCUUCACUGGAGCGCUCGACUUGCAAGCUCUUGGCCAGACGAGCAGAAGAACCAUGUCCUCGUCCAGAUUCAAGAAGGACAAGGAGAUCAUUGCCGACUACGAGACCCAAGUGAAAGAAAUCCGUAACCAGUUGGUGGAGCAGUUCAAGUGCUUGGAGCAACAGUCGGAAUCUCGCAUCCAGUUGCUGCAGGACCUCCAGGAUUUUUUCCGUCGCAAGGCUGAGAUUGAACUGGAAUACUCUCGCAGUUUAGACAAACUCUCCGAGAGGUUUUCCUCCAAGAUCCGAAGCUCCCGGGAACACCAGCAAUUUAAGAAAGACCAGCACCUGCUGUCCUCUGUGAACUGCUGGUACCUGGUUCUGAACCAGACCAGACGUGAAAGCCGCGACCACGCCACACUCAGCGACAUCUACACCAACAAUGUCAUUCUGCGCUUGGCCCAGAUCAGCGAGGACGUCAUCCGCCUCUUCAAGAAGAGUAAGGACAUCGGGAUCCAGAUGCACGAGGAGCUGGUGAAGGUGACCAAUGAACUCUACACUGUGAUGAAGACAUACCACAUGUACCACACAGAGAGCAUCAGCGCCGAAAGCAAGCUGAAGGAUGCGGAGAAACAGGAGGAGAAGCAGUUCAGCAAGUCGGGAGAGCUCAACGUCAACAUCCUGAGGCACGAAGACCGCCAGUCCCGGCGCAGCACUGUGAAGAAGAUCGAGAAGAUGAAAGAGAAGAGGCAAGCCAAGUACUCCGAGAAUAAGCUCAAGUGCACCAAAGCGCGCAAUGACUAUUUGUUGAACCUGGCAGCAACGAACGCCGUGGUGGCCAAAUAUUACAUCCAUGAUGUCGCUGAUAUGAUAGACUGCUGCGACCUGGGAUACCACGCUAGCUUGGCGCGGACCUUUAGGACCUACUUGUCCGCAGAGUACAACCUGGAGACGUCUCGCCACGAGGGACUGGACGUCAUCGAGAAUGCGGUGGACAACUUGGACUCUCGCAGUGAUAAACACAAGCUCAUGGAUAUGCAUAACCAGGUGUUCUGCCCUCCUAUGCGCUUUGAGUACCUGCCUCACAUGGGAGAUGAGGUGUGCCAGGUGAGCGCCCAGCAACCCGUCCAGACUGAGCUCUUGAUGCGCUACCACCAACUACAAUCUCGCUUGGCUACACUGAAGAUUGAGAACGAGGAGGUGCGAAAGACCUUGGACGCCACCAUGCAAACUCUGCAAGAUAUGCUGACGGUGGAGGAUUUCGACGUGUCAGACGCCUUCCAACAUAGCCGCUCCACUGAAUCCAUCAAGUCUCUGGCCUCCGAGUCGUACAUGAGCAAGAUGAACGUAGCAAAGAGGAGGGCCAACCAACAGGAGACUGAAAUGUUCUACCUCUCGAAAUUCAAGGAGUACCUGAAUGGCAGCAACCUCAUCAUUAAGCUACAGGCCAAGCAUGACUUGCUGAAGCAGACCCUUGGUGAAGGGGAAAGAGCUGAAUGCGGAACCACAAGGCCCCCCACCCUUCCCCCUAAACCCCAGAAAAUGCGGAAGCCUAGACCGCGCUCCGUCUAUAACCAUAAGCUGUUUAACGGCAAUUUGGAGACCUUCGUCAAGGAUUCAGGUCAACCAAUUCCACUCGUGGUUGAGAGCUGUGUCAGAUACAUCAACCUCUACGGCCUGCAGCAGCAAGGCAUAUUCCGAGUACCAGGAUCGCAGGUGGAAGUCAAUGAUAUUAAAAAUUCAUUUGAAAGAGGAGAAGAUCCUUUAAUAGAUGACCACGAUGAGCAUGACAUCAACUCCGUGGCAGGCGUGCUUAAACUGUAUUUCCGAGGACUGGAGAACUCCCUCUUCCCGAAGGAGCGUUUCCUGGACUUCAUCUCGACCAUCAAGCUGGAGUCGGGAGCGGAGAGAGCGCAUCACAUCCAGCAGAUUGUUGUCACGCUGCCUCGGACCAUCAUCAUCGUCAUGAGAUAUCUGUUUGCUUUUCUCAAUCAUCUCUCCCAGUAUAGCGACGAAAACAUGAUGGAUCCGUACAACUUGGCCAUCUGCUUUGGUCCCACGCUGAUGCCCAUUCCCGACAGCCAGGAUCCCGUCUCGUGCCAGGCGCAUGUGAACGAGGUCAUCAAGACUAUCAUUAUGCACAAUGAAAUCAUCUUUCCCAACUUACGUGAACUGGACGGCCCAGUUUAUGAAAAGUGCAUGGCUGGGGGCGAGGAAUACUGUGACAGCCCUCACAGUGAGCCGGGAACUCUUGAUGAAGUUGACAAUGGAACUGAACCACACACAAGUGAUGAAGAGGUUGAACAAAUCGAGGCCAUCGCUAAAUUUGAUUAUGUGGGCCGCAGUCCGAGAGAGCUUUCCUUCAAGAAGGGGGCGUCUCUGCUUCUCUAUCACCGGGCAUCUGAAGACUGGUGGGAGGGCCGACACAAUGGCGUGGACGGGCUGAUCCCUCAUCAAUACAUUGUGGUGCAAGACAUGGACGACGCCUUCUCAGAUAGCCUCAGUCAGAAAGCAGAUAGUGAAGCCAGCAGUGGGCCACGGCAGGAUGAAAAAAGUUCAUCCAAAAACGACGGCCCCUCGCCAUGUGAACAAUCACCCGAUUACACCAUCGGAGGUGUCACCGGCAGGGUCCGCCUGCGUUCCGACGGAGCGGCGAUUCCACGCCAUCGCGGUGGUACAGACACUCAAAGUCCGACCAGAGUGCCCGACACGCCUCCGCGGGCCGCCGCCUGUCCCAGCAGCCCACACAAGAUGUCCGUCAACAAGGCGCGUAUGGAAAGUCCAGAAAAAAGGCGACUGGGGACUUUUGGUAGUGCAGGAAGUAUUAACUACCUGGAAAGGAAGGCCUACCCUGAGGGGCAUCCACUGAGGCCCAUGUCAGGGGCCACUCGUCACAGCAGCCUUGGGGACCACAAAUCGCUGGAAGCCGAGGCUCUGGCUGAGGACAUCGAGAAGACCAUGACCACAGCUCUCCAUGAGCUUCGUGAGCUGGAGCGACAGAACUCCUCCAAGCAGGCUCCCGACGUGGUGCUGGACACGCUGGAGCCCAUGAAGAACCCCAUUAGCUCCGAGCCGGGCAGCCCGCUGCACACCAUCAUGAUCCGCGACCCAGAUGCAGCCAUGCGCCGGAGCAACAGUUCCACCUCUGAGAUGAUGACCACGUUCAAACCGGCGCUCUCGACCCGGCUCGCUGCCGGCACUCAGCUGCGCCCCCCGCCCAUGAGGCCGGUGCGCCCCCCUCCCACCCAGCACCGCUCAAGCAGCUCCAGUUCUUCUGGGGUGGGCAGCCCAGCUGUAACGCCCACUGAUAAAAUGUUUCCCAGUACCAAUGCAGCGGCCGGGUCCGGAGUGAAUGCGUCCACCGAUGCUGCUGACAAAUCUGGCACCAUGUAGCAAAGGUCACAUUCGAGGGCUGGUAAUGGGAUUGCAACUCCUGAUUAAUAAUUUCAUUUUCGAUUCAAUCUGCUGAUCAAUAAGUAGUGCUGAGUGAUCAGGGAAAUUUCCUUCAGCUCAGGGAGAUGAUAGUCCAAAAUACAAAAGCAUUUCAUACAUUAUAAAGUAUAGGACAUGGCGUAUGAAAAUGAAAGAUAAAUAAUCACAAAUUCUCCAUGAACAUUAGCUUUACAGAUGCAAUGUUUGCUCUUUACGUGGUAAUGAUGUUCACUGUGACAUAUGGGGUAUGAGAUCCAGUGUUCAAUUUACUUUGAGAAAAUAGAAGAGCUGGACAAUGAUAAUCGUGGCGAGUUUUAUUGAUGCACUUAAAAAAAUGAAGUUGCAGAUGAAUUUCCUGUAGAACGACCUGUUGCCGCUGACAUGGUUUCGCAUUCCAAACCCUCUGGGCAAUGUGCCACAAACUCUGAUGGUUUAUCUCUUUUCUGGCUGACUUCACUGGGAUCUGUAGGAAGCUCCUGAAGUGGAGGGUUCCCAUGGUGAUGCAGAUGGGGGAGAGGGCUGCAGAGGUGCGAUAGGUUCAAGAUUUCCAUUCUUUGAAACUGUUUAUAACAAUAAUAGAAAUGCAUAAGCUUAUGCAUAUGUAUCAGUUAAUACCUCAAGCUCAUCUAACUAAAUGUGUGCCCAAGGAGUCAAAUUGUGGACAUUUGGACUUUUGUGCUUGGCAGUGGACCUUAAAUGCGUCAUGUGGACUGGAAAAGAGAUUCAGGCACACUGGAAAAAAAGCAGAAAUAUUAAAAACUUGAACCAGAGAGUCGAGGGAGAAAACACAUUUGCAACAAUGUGCUUGUUAGUCCGUGGAAGUAUACAGUACAUAGUACUUGUGCUAUAACCGCACAGGGGUAACUGUCACUAUGUCCAGUGUGUGCACUGUGUGUAAUAUGCAUUGUUCAAUUCCUGCAAUGUGUAAAUACAGUAGGUCAUUGUGUGUGUGUGUGUGUGUCAAUGUUUUGAUUUUGUACAGACUUACUGUAUAGCGAAAAGCGAGAUGGUUGAAAGCAAAGGUACAGUACUUGAAAAUAUCCUAACUAAACAACCCUUUUUCAAUCAUCUACAAAUGUAUUCUCUGGCUGCGUGAAAUCAUCUCCUCUGUUGUACUUUGUCUUUAGAAUCCAGCUGCUCAAUGUACUCAUUCUUGGUAAAAGUCUUAAUUUGAAAUACUCAAAGUAUUUCUGGGUGACACAGCGUAAGAGUGGUUAGCACAUGCAACUCACAGUUUCCAGGUCGGGGGUUUGAAGCCGGGCUACGAGCAUCCUGUGUGGAAUGUGCAUGCUUGUGUGGAUUUUUUCUGGCUUCCUUCCACAUUCCAAAAAUGUGGAUGUUUGCUUCAUUGCGGACUAAAUUGUCCAAAAGUUGUGAGUGCGAUUAUGAAUGGCUGGCAACCAGUUCACGGUGCACCCCCGCCUUUCACCCCAAUUCAGCUGGGAUAGGCUCCAACUCACUCAUAACACUCAAGAAGAUACAUGGAUGGAUGGAUGAACUGUGUAAUGUUCUACUCAACAAUUUGCUGAAUAGGAAAUUAUGCUCACACGACACGGCUUUUCUAGAUGAGGAAAGGCGUCACGCUGUCAGUUGGGUUGGCUAUAAUUAUGUCGCUACAAAGAUUCCCUGACAACUCUGGACUUUGCAUUCUAAAAAGCCUGUUCUAAGUGCAUGCUUUGUGCGGCAAUGUCAGCACGUAAAAAAAAAAAAAGUGCUUUGCUUUUACUUAGUUCAAAUAUAUACAAUGGAUGCACGUGAUUAAAAUGUGUUAAAGUAAUGCACCCACAUUUCCACAAGGGGUGGAAUUUAGAUACGUUUGCCAAAUUUUAAUCACGUUCAACCAAAAAUUAUCUUUUAUGCUUGGCUUUGGAUCAGAUCAAAACUGUAUUACGUUUUCACAAAAGGUUGAAAUUUUACCAGGGCUGAUAGUGAUCGAUUAAUCCGCUUGUAGCAGUAGCUCAAAUGUAAAGUUGUAUAAUACCCAAGCAUGCAAACCAGGCACCUUCCCAAUAUAAAAUUAAAUUGUAUUAAGUACAUCCCGAGCUUUCAGAAGUUUUAAAGGGCACAUGCUUCUCCUGCGCGUUACUGAUGGUACGGUCUUGUUAAGAGCUAGUGGAGGCAUUCAGGAGCACAGCUCAUUCAGUUUAUUUCCUAAAAAGACAUGCUGUGCUUUCGCUGUGUAUGUCUUUGCCAUGUAUGAAUUUGCACCUAUUAAAUUGUAUAUACAAAUAUGGGAAUGUACAUAAGAGAACAUAUGAAAGAAAUACAAGAGAAUCAUGUUUGACUUUUAUUUAUAGUCGAUGUAUGGAGCAAUGGUGCAAGACAUCUCGAGUGCCUUUUGUGCACAACAUUGAUUUUUUUUUUGUAUUGCUUUUUUAAGAAAUGUGUUGUCUAUUAGUUGUCAUAUUUAUUAUGAAUGUUACUUUUGUAUGAAUACUUUCUCUUGCUCUUUCUGCAGCAACUUGUCCAGGGUCAUUUUGAACUGUUUUUUCUGCGCUGGGGGAAAGGAAAAAGGUAGAUUUGAAAAUCACUAUGCACCGAAUCUACUGGUUACCAAGUUCAGUAGUCUUCUCAGAAUAUUUAUUGCAACUUGUUGUUUUCCCGGUGAAGCAUCUGUGCUGUGCCUGAGCCAUAAACUCAUCUUUUCUCUCCCUUUUCCUACAAAGCAAACACAAUGCAGCACUGCUGGCAAGCGCACGAAUGAGGGAUACUACUUGUAGAACUUAAAAGGCACUUGGUUCCUGUGUUUUUCCAACAUAUGUUGUAAAAAGUCAUCUUUUUUUUUCCUCUCCUGAAAUGGUAGCUCAGAUGGUGGAACGUUAUGAUUUUAUGAUUAGAAUCCAGAACCACAAAAAUGACAAAACAUUGCUGUAAGAGACGACUGUGCCUGUCUUGUUGUACUGAUGGAGUGUGAGUUGUUGUCUUUCCUCUCUUUAAUUGUUUGUCUAGUGGGGAACGUCUGGUCCAUUAGAAGCCUGUGAUAUACCUUACCAGUACCACUAAGUGGAUGUUAAAAAAAAAAAAAAAGUGCAUCCUAAUAA
Syngnathoides biaculeatus (alligator pipefish) is the source of this 6817-nucleotide messenger RNA. RefSeq names its product SLIT-ROBO Rho GTPase activating protein 3 (gene srgap3). The coding region runs from base 420 to 3737 and encodes 1105 amino acids. The record is from RefSeq and is a predicted model, not a curated record. The transcript has 22 exons. Gene Ontology annotation, molecular function: protein binding. Gene Ontology annotation, biological process: negative regulation of cell migration; signal transduction. Gene Ontology annotation, cellular component: cytoplasm. Lineage: Eukaryota; Metazoa; Chordata; Actinopteri; Syngnathiformes; Syngnathidae.